This is a messenger RNA of Ochotona curzoniae (black-lipped pika), 678 nucleotides long. RefSeq names its product C-reactive protein (gene CRP). The record is from RefSeq and is a predicted model, not a curated record. Gene Ontology annotation, molecular function: low-density lipoprotein particle binding; complement component C1q complex binding. Lineage: Eukaryota; Metazoa; Chordata; Mammalia; Lagomorpha; Ochotonidae. Gene Ontology annotation, biological process: innate immune response.
AUGGAGAAGCUGUUAUGGUGCUUCCUCACCUUGGCCCUCUUCUCUCAUGCAUCUGGCAGGACAGACAUGCGCAAGAAGACCUUUGCAUUUCCUACACAGUCAGAUAAUCCCUACAUAUCUGACACCACUUCAAAGAAGCCACUCAGAGCCUUUACUGUGUGUCUCUACAUCUACACUGAACUGUCCAGGAUUCAUUCAUAGAACCUUUUCUCCUAUGCUAUCAAGAAACAAAAUAAUGACAUCCUUCUAUUUUGGACCAAGGACAUAGGAUGUUUUUUUUUUUUAGUGGGUGGGUCUGAAAUAAGAUUUGUGGUUUCUGAGGUGACUUAGGCUCCAAAUACAACUCACUUACAUGUGAGCUGGGAAUCCUCCUUAGGCACUGCAGAGCUCUGGGUGAAUGGGACUUCCAGGAUGAGGAAGAGUCUGAAGAAGGGCUUCUCUUUGGGGACAGAGGCAAGCAGUCUGGGGCAGGUGCAAGAUCCGUUUGGUGGAGGCUUUGGGGAAAGUCAGUCUUUAGUGGGAGACAUUGGAGAUGUGGACAUGUGGGAUUUUGUGCUUUCUCCAGGUGAUAUUAAUACCAUUUACAGUGGUGGGACAUUCAGUUCCAGUGUCCAAUGGCGGGCACUUAGGUAUCGAGCAUGUGGUGAUGUGAACGCCAGGUCUCAGCUGUGGACCUGA